Conger conger (European conger) is the source of this 3052-nucleotide messenger RNA. Its product is annotated as serrate RNA effector molecule homolog. The transcript is spliced from 20 exons. Bases 202 to 2862 code for a protein of 886 amino acids. Gene Ontology annotation, cellular component: nuclear body. Gene Ontology annotation, biological process: mRNA processing; primary miRNA processing. The record is from RefSeq and is a predicted model, not a curated record. NCBI's taxonomy places the organism in Eukaryota, Metazoa, Chordata, Actinopteri, Anguilliformes, Congridae.
GAACAUUCCCAGUUAUGUCCUAACGGUUCUGCGUAAACAACCAACCAAAAUCGACCCUGAACGUCAUAUGAUAGAAUCACCACAGAAUCAGCGAGCAAAAACGGAAGUGGCGGGAGUUGCUAAAAAGUUUAGAUGCGCAGUGUUUGCUAGCUGCAGAAAUCUCGCCCGCUUAAUCGCGAAUUUUAUAUCAGUGUAACCGUAAUGGGCGACAGCGACGAUGAAUUCGAUCGCCGUCGGAGAGACAAGUUCCGCCGUGAGAGGAGUGACUACGACCGUUCCAGAGAGAGAGAUGACCGACGCAGAGAUGAAUGGAAUGACAGGGAGUGGGACCGAGGUCGGGAACGACGCAGCCGGGGGGAGUACCGGGAUUAUGACAGAGGCCGUCGGGAGAGAUUCUCUCCCCCUAGGCACGACAUGAGCCCACCGCAAAAACGCAUGAGGAGGGACUGGGAUGACCGCAGGGUAGACCCCUACCACGGGGGCUACGACAUGCCGUACGGGGGCGGUGGGGGCCCCAGCUAUGCCCCUCCAGCUGCGCCUGCCCCUCAGCCCUGGGGACAUCCUGACAUGCAUCUCAUCCAGCAGCACCACGGGAUUCCCAUCCAGGCCAGGUUGGGCAAUAUCCACGAGAUGGACAUGGGCCCCCCUGGCCCAGUGAUGAAGAGCUUCAAAGAGUUCCUGCUGUCCCUGGAUGACUCUGUGGAAGAGACGGAGGCGGUGAAGCGCUACAAUGACUACAAGAUUGACUUCCGCAGGCAACAGAUGCAGGACUUCUUCCUGGCCCACAAGGACGAGGAGUGGUUCCGAUCCAAAUACCAUCCGGAUGAGUCUGGACAAAGGAAAGCAGAGGCCCACGCUGCACUGCAGAACCGGUUGAAUGUGUACAUGUAUCUGAUGGAAAAUAACUGGUUUGACAGUAUCUCGCUGGAUAUCGAGCGUGCCCCAGCCAUCAUAAAGGUCCUUGAUGCAGCGGUCAUAAAGAUGGAGGGCGGGACAGACCACGACCUGCGUAUCCUGGAGCAGCCGAACGAGGAGGAGGAAGAGAAGGAGAGGGCGGCAGUUGCAGGGGCGUUGCCUGACCCCGGCAAGAGGGACGAGCCGAGGGGUGGGGAGGCUGAGCGCAAACCGCCAGCAGACAAAGAAGACACCGAAAAGAAGGUGGAAAUUGGAGUUGGUAAAGUGGAGGAAAAGCAAAAUGGAGUGCCAGCUGUCAGUGGAGGAGAGGAAGGGGAGGAGAAGGUUCCUCAGAAAGAGGAGUCGGAGCCUAAGAAGCUGAACAAGAAGAGAAAGAGGAAGCACAGCGGAGACAGCGAGGACGAAGUCAGCGCCUCGGACGACAGCGAGUCGGACUCUGACUCCCACUCCCACUCCUCCGACAAACCCGCUGACCGGGAGGAAGAGGAGGAUAAGGAGGAGGAGGAAGAGGAGGAGGGCGAGGCGGAUGUUAAGGAGCGUAAAGAGGAGGAGAAAGGGAGGCAGAGGGAGGAGAAAAAGGAGCUCCCUCCUCGACCCCGCCCGCUGCACAGGACCUGCUCCCUAUUCAUGAGGAGCAUCGCACCCAACAUCUCCAAGGCUGAGAUCGUCGCUCUAUGCCGGAGGUAUGCGGGGUUCAUGCGUGUGGCGCUGUCCGACCCCCAGCCAGAGCGCAGGUUCUUCCGCCGUUGCUGGGUGACGUUCGAUCGGAGUGUCAACAUCAAGGAGACCUGCUGGAAUCUCCAGAACAUUCGUCUGCGGGACUGUGAGCUGGCCCCCGGGGUGAACCGCGACCUGGUGCGCAGGGUGCGCAACGUGAACGGGAUCACCCAGCACAAGCAGGUGCUGCGGAACGACAUCAAGCUGGCGGCCAAGCUGAUCCACGCCCUGGACGAGCGGGAGAGGCUGUGGGGCCAGAGGCCCAGGGCCGAGGCCCCCGCGUCAGAGCUCCCAGCUCAGAACCCCAUUCUGAAGAACAUCACAGAUUACCUGAUUGAGGAGGUCAGUGCUGAGGAGGAGGAGCUCCUGGGCAGUGCGAGCGGGGCUGAUCCUGAGGAGGGCAGCAAGGAGGGCAACCCCACCGAGAUCACCGUGGAGAGGGACGACAAGCUGAUCAAGGUCCUAGACCGCUUGCUGCUGUACUUGCGGCUGGUCCAUUCCAUCGAUUACUACAACUCCUGCGAAUACCCUAACGAGGACGAGAUGCCCAACCGCUGUGGCAUCAUCCACGUUCGCGGGCCCGUCCCCCCCAACCGCAUCACCCAUGGAGAGGUCGCAGAGUGGCAGAAGACGUUUGAAGAGAAGCUGAGUUCGCUGUUGAGCGUGAAGGAAAGUCUGUCUGAGGAAGAGGCCAAUAAGAUGGGCCGAAAGCACCCCGACCAGGAAGUGGAGAAGUUUCUAUCUGCCAACACUCAGGAGCUUGGCAAGGACAAGUGGCUUUGUCCUCUGAGUGGCAAGAAAUUCAAGGGUCCUGAGUUUGUGCGUAAACACAUCUUGAACAAGCAUGGGGACAAGAUAGACGAGGUGAAGAAGGAAGUGGUUUUCUUCAAUAAUUUCCUUGUGGAUGCCAAGAGGCCUUCCCUCCCAGAACCCAAGGCCCCGCCUCCCCCCACUCCUGGACCGGGUGUGCAUGCCCCUGGACUGCCCUACCCUCAUCAGUCACCGCAGGGACUCCUGGGAUUUGGGCAGCCCCGUCCCCCCAUCAUGGGCUUUGGCGGAGGCCCUCCCUACCCUCCCAACCAGUUUGGAGGGGGCAGGGGUAAUUAUGACAAUUUCCGAGGUCAUGGAGGCUACCCUGGAAAACCCCGAAACAGAAUGUUCCGUGGUGAUCCUCGUAACAUAAUUGAAUACCGUGACCUGGAUGCCCCAGAGGACGUCGACUUCUUUUAAUGACUUUUAUACUUUUCAUUUUCUUACUGUAAUUUGUGUAUUGCACCCCUUUUCUCACUGUCCAACUGAGUAAUAACAGGGUCUUGGUAGAGAAGGCCUGCUUUUAGUGUUCAGAUGGCACGGUGUAAUAACCAGUUUUGUACUGUGAGAUUGACCCCCCCACCAGUAUAAAUAAAUCUAAAGUAUCUCA